Penicillium psychrosexuale is the source of this 1584-nucleotide messenger RNA. RefSeq names its product unc-93 family MFS transporter. Gene Ontology annotation, molecular function: transmembrane transporter activity. The transcript is spliced from 3 exons. The record is from RefSeq and is a predicted model, not a curated record. The coding region runs from base 1 to 1584 and encodes 527 amino acids. Gene Ontology annotation, biological process: transmembrane transport. Lineage: Eukaryota; Fungi; Ascomycota; Eurotiomycetes; Eurotiales; Aspergillaceae.
AUGACUGAGCCGGGGAAGCAAAAAGCUGAGAAGCACACGGACUUGCCGACACAUGCAAUGUCUGCGUCCGUAUCUACUCCGCAGGACCCGGAGUCAGGUGUGGACCAGGCAGUGAUAGGCCCCGCUUGGAUGUACAAGCCACUAUUCAAGAUUGGCAAAUGGGAGGCUCCUUACUUUGCCUCACCCGAAAUGCAACUAUAUUUGGUGUCAUUUGUCUGCUUCUUAUGUCCCGGCAUGUUCAAUGCCGUUAGCGGUCUCGGUGGCGGCGGUCAAGUGAACACCCACGAUGUGAACAACGCCAACACUGCACUAUACAGUACUUUCGCAGUCGUCGGCUUCUUCGCCGGCUCCAUUGCCAAUCGCAUUGGUCUAAGGCUCACCCUCUCCGUGGGCGGGUUCGGGUACUUCCUUUAUGUUGCCUCGCUCCUCUCGUACAAUAUCAACCAAAAUGCAGGCUUCCUCAUUUUCGCCGGAGCCCUGCUCGGUGUAUGUGCUGGUCUGCUGUGGUGUGCUCAGGGCGCGGUCAUGUUGAGUUAUCCACACGAGCAUGAGAAGGGAAAGUACAUUGCUAUCUUCUGGGUGAUUUUCAAUUUGGGUGGUGUCAUCGGUAGCUUGAUCCCUCUCGGCCAAAAUAUGCACUCGACCGCCGGCAACGUCAACAAUGGUACCUACAUUGCCUUCCUUGUUCUAAUGGCCAUUGGCUUCGUUCUCUGCUGGUGUCUCGUCGAUUGCAAGUACGUUAAACGCAAGGACGGCUCGCGUGUUAUCGUGAUCAAAAACCCAACCUGGAAGUCCGAGUUUUUGGGUCUUUGGGAGACACUGAUCCACGAUUCGUACAUCGUCCUGAUGUUCCCCAUGUUUCUAGCCAGCAACUGGUUCUACGCAUACCAUUUCAACGCAGUCAAUCUCGCCUAUUUCAAUGUUCGCACUCGAGCCCUAAACAGUCUUCUGUACUGGCUGAUGCAGAUGGUGGGUGCGUUCAUCUUCGGCAAGUUGUUGGAUUUGAAGGGUCUCUCGCGUCCGUGGCGCGCCAAGAUCAACUUUGGUAUUCUACUCGCUGUUACCAUGGGCAUUUGGGGUGGAGGAUAUGCAUUCCAGAAGCGCUAUACCCGCGAAACCAAGGGUCUUGGCACGGAUUUCACCGAUCGCGGCUACAUUGGACCCAUGUUCCUGUACAUGUUCUACGGAUUCUACGACGCCGCUUUCCAGACCUGCACUUAUUGGUACAUGGGUUCUCUCUCCAACAACAGCCGUAAGUUGGCCAAUUUUGCUGGUUUCUACAAGGGAAUCCAAUCUGCUGGCGCUGCCGGAAUGUGGAGCUUGGAUGCAAAUGAGACCGCGUACAUGACCGAAUUUGCCUCUUGCUGGGGUAUGCUGGUCGGUAGUAUGCUUAUUGCCUCACCUGUGAUUUUCCUCAAGGUCAAGGACAGCACUGCCGUCGAGGACGAUCUGCGAUUCUCCGACGAAACCGCCGCCGACGUGCGGGGCCAUACCAACGAAAUGUCUCCGAUAGAUAAGCCUCACACCGAAACCCAUACUCCUACUGGGACUCUCCCCGACUCUCACGAGGAGACUACCAAAUAA